Tilletiaria anomala UBC 951 is the source of this 2827-nucleotide messenger RNA. RefSeq lists its product as uncharacterized. The transcript has 3 exons. The record is from RefSeq and is a predicted model, not a curated record. Lineage: Eukaryota; Fungi; Basidiomycota; Exobasidiomycetes; Georgefischeriales; Tilletiariaceae. Bases 207 to 2618 code for a protein of 803 amino acids. Gene Ontology annotation, molecular function: metal ion binding.
UGGGUCUAUUUGCCCCAGCUAACAGUGCCGUCGCUUUGUGAAAGUGGCAACGAAUUACGACGUACCCCUCACCUUGUCUGGUAUUCCUGAAAAGCAACCUCGCCGUCAAAUUGACCGGGCAGGUGGCACAACCCUUGACGCCCCAUCCUUCAGAAUAGUCAAACUGUCAACACCGGGUUUAAUGUUUGUUCUCGUCCAUCGGCAACAUGAAAUUCGGCAAGAGCUACAUGGAAACGAUCGCUAGUCCCUCUUUUCCAGAGGAGUGGAGGAGGGGGGCGAUCGAGUAUAAGCAUCUUAAAAAGCUCAUCAACGGUGUUGUUGCAGAGCUAGAGUCACUAGGUCUAGGCACAGAUGUACUACGCGAAUUGCUGCGGCCAGAGUUGUGUACUGCGGGAGGGGAUGAGUCCUCUGCCGAUGAAGAGGCUCCUGCCGGCGGAGAAGAGAUGCAAGGAGCGGUCAAGGCGGCUGCAAAUGACAUUGGCUCAGACGUCUUUCCACCCAAGGCAGUUCCAAAGAGCAACAGCCAUGAAACGCUCUCGCCUCCUCUGGCUGGCGCUGCAACCCUCCAUAUGCGCCGCAAGGACAGCAAGGCAGCCAAUUGGCUUGAAUCAGUGCCCCGCAAAACGUGCUCUUCCUUGCGCACUACUUCUGGAAAGGAUCGCUCUAGCUCUUCAGGAAGCGUCCACGAGUUCAGAGGUCAGCUGGAGCAGCCUGCGCAUGAUAGCCACUUUCUGGAUGGCUCAGAAGAAUCCGACAAUGUUGAAAUCCUCUCGCCCCCUUCGAAUGCCGAUUUCCAAGCUGCCAGCCGGCGCCGGUCAUCCGGCAUGGGAAAAAAAGACCUGCACAGACUUUAUAAACGCAUGGGUGGCUCUUCGGCUGAGGAAGUUUUCCACAGUGGACACGCAUCCGAGUCUGGCGGAGAACAAUCGCCCGCACCUCACAGCAGCAGCCAUACCAACAGCGGUGAAGGCUCGGGCCGACAUGAUUGGGGGGCGCAUGCAUGGCGGGAGAGAGGUGGCUCAAAUUUAUGGAAGGGCUCGGACGAGGACGGCGGACCUGGGCCCUCGGCGGCUGAAUGUAGCCCUUCGCCGUCAGCUGCGACGGGGCGGCGCCCAGUUUGUCAGGAAAGCCCUCAAGGACCAGACCAUCAGCGAUGGGUGCAGGGGAAAGGUGGGCGAAGAGCACGAGCUGAGUAUGAGCUAGGUGGAAGCCCCGAGCAUCCCAUGCCCCGAAUCCGUCUCCACAUCGAGUCUCCCGUCACCUCAGACGACGACUAUGACGGGGAUCGAGAUGAUGAUGCCGGCAAUGACGACACAGGUCCUGGCCUUCCCAUCAUCCAAGAGUUACCCCCUAGUCCAGAGGUCAGAGCAAAGCCUUCAUCUCGACGAGCAAGCGCCAUCGCCAGCUGCUUGCCGCCACUGGAUGCCGCCAGCAACUUCCAAGUGGCGGGAUCAGAUCCGACGGGAAUCGCAGCUGAUCGCACGCCUUCGAUCGAACACCGUCCUCGCCGCGUCCGCCCAUCCUACCGAAGAAUGCGCAAGCGAGAGAUUCUCAUUCCGCUUAAUGCCGAUACCGAAUUCCUGGACACGCUCACCGGCGCUCUUUCCAAUCUCCAAAUUGUUCAGAACGAGCAGCGAGAUCAUUUCAUUGCUGAUACCGAGGACCUGACGGCGACCAUCGCAAGAGCCUCAAGCCCGUACGCGAGCAAGAACGACCUGUACGUCUGGCGCGAAAUAUUCUCCCUGUGGAUGGAGAUGCAGAUCUUCGAGAGCGAGCGCGAGAAGGAUCGCGGCGAAUUGAGCGUGGACGAAAGCGAAGCGCGUCUGAAACGCUUUGCCGACGAGCUGGCCAAACGAGGAUGGGGACCUGGAGACUUGAGCGCGACGCAGAGAAGUCGAUCUAGUAAGCGUCUCGUCAAGCGCAAGAACGCCUCCGCGGUACCGAUGCACGAGCCUCAGUCUAUCCAGGCGCUUGAGGACUUCAUGAAACUCAACAUUGCGUUGCUGGACGUCAAGAAAUUCCAGCGGAUCAAUGUCGAGGCUGCACGAAAGAUUCUCAAAAAGCACGACAAGCGUACUGCGCUCACCGCUUCGGAAGACCUGCGCGCAUUCAUUGCACGUCAGCAAGACGUACAGGCAUCCUUCUCAGUCGCUGCGGCCGCCAGUAUCCCCGAUAUCAGCCCCAACUUUAGAAAUCUUUCUCAGGACGUGGGCAAUGGCAGCUCGCGAACGCUCAUCACCACACACCCCUCAUUGGCAGCCCUUUUGCCUUCCAGCACAACGGGCAUGCUUUCCAAGUCACUGCCGCACAUCCUGCUUUCCCUUUUAUCUACGACUCUGCUGCCGAUUUUACCAUCCAUCGACGACUAUUCGUGCGUGAUCUGCACCGGUGUCGCCUGGCGUCCAAUUCGACUCGACUGCACUCACCUCUUCUGCAUUCGCUGCCUCGUCAAGCUGCAAAAGCAGGGGAAGCGGGACUGCCCUUUAUGCAGAGCCAAGAAUGUCGUAGGGAUAGCAGGCGCACUUGCUGCACCUUUCAGAAAAUCUGGACCUAGCCACGACCAACAUGCUCAAGACGUGGUUCCCCAGGGAGGUGGACGAGAAGGACAAAGAGAAUGAAAGAGAGCGUCGCAAGGAGGAGAUGAGGGAACUUGGUUUGGAGGGAGACAAGUGCAGCGUCAUGUGAAAUAUAGGCUGCUUUGACAGAUCCCCGAUUCUCAUUCAAAUGUGCACCGAAGGCUGGGUCCACUGAGUCUUGCCUUACGUCGGAGGCACACGCUGCAGACAGCACCAGUUUUGACGACUGUUGGCGCACUUUGGGAGCAAGU